Suillus bovinus is the source of this 558-nucleotide messenger RNA. RefSeq lists its product as uncharacterized. The coding region runs from base 1 to 558 and encodes 185 amino acids. The record is from RefSeq and is a predicted model, not a curated record. The transcript is spliced from 3 exons. NCBI's taxonomy places the organism in Eukaryota, Fungi, Basidiomycota, Agaricomycetes, Boletales, Suillaceae.
AUGAAACUCACCUUCAAACCCCCUCAUGUGCGUAACAUGGUCAUGACAAAUGAACAGGGCCAUGUUCUAUACUCCACUUCGACCUCCUUCUCAUUCGAUACUCGUGUGACAGUCGUCAAGAAGCACGUCCCAAACGAAUUCAAUAUUGGCAAAGUGGAAUCGUCAGAAAUCCUCGCAGAGAUCGAGUGGCACACAUUUGCUUCAUCUGUCAUCAAGUAUAACGGGAUGAAUUUAGUCACGUCUCAGUUCAUUCCCACUAAGGGGAUUCUUGGACGGCGGCGUGUUUUUCGAGGUCCUGACGGACUGUUAUACAAGUGGAAGAUCGGCCCACGCGAAUGCAUCCUCAUGCUCGGCGACACGGAAGUGGCACGGCAUCACCCAGUGGAUAUCGGUUUCAACAGGCCAGGACAUGAAGCAUACCUAGAGGUCUUUUCGCCAGUCGAACAUAUGGUGGAUCUGGUAGUGCUGACCUUCAUAUAUGUGGAGAAGCUGCGACGGGGAACUCAGGAGAGCCCAGGAACGGAUCGCAUGCACGCACCAAUUGAGCCGGCAAAUUAG